AUGCAUUUCCUCCUCCUUGGCGCCACUGGGCGCACUGGCAAGCACGUCGUGUCCGAAUUGCUGUCUCAAGGCCAUACGGCGGUAGCCCUUGUCCGGACCUCUGGCAGCCUCGCCCCCCGUGAUGGUCUAACAGUCGUCACCGGCUCGCCACUAUCAAAGUCCGACAUCAAGACAGCUCUCUCUGCGGCACCUUCCCUGACUCCUUCGGCGGCAAUUGUCACAUUGAACACAGUCCGCGAGUCUGAGAGCCCUUUUGCGCCCCAACUUUCACCUCCACGCUUCUUGGCUGAUUCUUGCGCCAAUGCUUGCGAAGUUCUGGAGCAGGCCGGCAUUCGUCGCAUUGUAUUCAUGUCGACAGCAGGUGCCGGGGAUUCUUGGGCCAACCUCCCGUGGCUGUCCAAGGCAUUCAUGGGGUGGACCAACAUCAAAUUGGCACUCGAGGACCACAACCUCGUGGACAAGGAGAUUCGCCUGACAAAGAUGGAUUGGACUCUCGUGAGGGCGUCGAGGCUGGAAUUCGACGACCCCAAAAAGCAGAAGCAGACCAUUGCCAAGGCCGACGUGCAAACGCUGGCCAGCAAUGGCGUUGGAAUGCGCAUGACCGACAGCGUCAGUGUUGCUAGUGCGGCCAAGUUCCUCGUCAAGGUCGCAGUCGAAGGACUCUUCAUUAAGAGCGCAGUGGUAAUAAGGGAUUGA
Colletotrichum spaethianum is the source of this 696-nucleotide messenger RNA. RefSeq lists its product as uncharacterized. The coding region runs from base 1 to 696 and encodes 231 amino acids. The transcript has a single exon. Lineage: Eukaryota; Fungi; Ascomycota; Sordariomycetes; Glomerellales; Glomerellaceae. The record is from RefSeq and is a predicted model, not a curated record.